GGGGUGCAGAUCAAAGCAUCAGAUUUCAAAUUUAGUUCCCUGAGAUAGCAAACACGCAUUAUUAAUAGUACCAUGCAACGGAGUUUACGAAAGGUUGGGCAGUACAAUGAAAUGCAAUCUCCAAUGGACUCUUCCCCUCAGAGCGGAAAAUCUUCGCUUUUAUGUUUACCCGUUGAAAUCCUCUAUGAGAUAGUUUGUUAUCUUAAUCAAUGCAAUUUAUUACAGGUUCUGUUGAUUAACAAAUUACUACGUGAUGUAGCUUUUCGAAAGCUUUAUUCUCGUAUAUACGUGCAGACUAGUUCUGUCCGCCAGCUAGUAGUAGGUGACUACGUUAACACUCCGCUUCAUAUCAACUACACCCUUGUUAAUGGUCGUGAAAAGCUUAUAUCUUUGAUGAAACAUACAUACAGUUUGCGGUUUUUGCGAGAAAUAUUAUUCCACGGAGAUGAUAAUGGGAUUGCAAUGGGGUUAUCUCGGGCUAUGCGAGAUUUUUUAGAUGGGGUUAAUAUUUACCUUUGUUACAAUUCUAUGGGAGAAGUGUAUUCUCGAGAACCUUAUUUAUAUCGCAAUUUGGUAAUUAUUAGAGAUAAUCAGUUCAUAUUUGAUGAGGAUAAUUAUUCAAUUCAAUCAUUAACCCUUCUCGCGUCAACACCUAAUCAAGAUUACAAUCAAGAUUUAUCUUUUGUGUAUCGUCUAAAGUCGCUUAAAAAACUAAGUUUAACUAUUCAAACAAAAGACACGCUCAAAUUACUAAGGUACAAACUUCCUGAAAAGUUACACAUUGAACAAUUAUCAUUGAAUUUUCGGAAUUUGUUAGGUAUUAACGUUUCGGCAUUGGUAACACUAUUUGACUUAUGUAACGUUACAUCGUUAUACAUUCGUAUUCCACAAGGCUACUACAAAUUUCUUCCUACGUUUGUUGUGCCUGAGAUUAUCCAUUUACUUUCCCAAACCAUCAAUGUUCGUAAUUUUGGAUUGCUGAACUCGGCCCCAAUCAAUUAUAUGAAAGUCUUGCGGGCAAUAAGGAAAAAUACGUUAAAUACAUUGUACUUGGAACCAUGGUAUGGCCACGAAUUCAGUCACAGUCCAAAGAAGCUAUUAAAGAUACUACAUGAACAACAAUUAACAUUGACAAGAAUAUUCUAUGGCAAAAAUUUCAAUGCCCAUGGGUUUGAAGUGUUUGAAGAAGUUUUCCGAGUGCAGUAUGGACAACAUAGGUUAGAAAGAGUAUUAAAUAAACUUAGGAGAGAAGUAUCAAGUCGAAAAAGACUCCCAUGUUUGAAACAAAUUGUGUUAGAUCAGAUGCAUUAUUUUACAGUGACAACGGCAAAUGGAAACAUGAAUUUUAAAUCCGUCAGUUAGGUUGUUUGGUGUAUAUAUGCCGAAGCUCACUACCAAAUAUUCUGUAAAUUUCUCACAAAUUUAUUCAAAUAUGUAGAACAAUCGAAAUUCAGAUUCUUUAUGGUGCAUAUUAGUUAAUCUCAUACAUACUAUAUUGAUACAUAAA
Spathaspora passalidarum NRRL Y-27907 is the source of this 1507-nucleotide messenger RNA. RefSeq names its product F-box protein. The record is from RefSeq and is a predicted model, not a curated record. NCBI's taxonomy places the organism in Eukaryota, Fungi, Ascomycota, Pichiomycetes, Serinales, Debaryomycetaceae. The transcript has a single exon. Bases 73 to 1362 code for a protein of 429 amino acids. Gene Ontology annotation, molecular function: protein binding.